AUGGCGGAGCUGGAGCGGCUGCGCGAGCGGAACGCCAAGCUUCGGGAGGAAAACACACAGCUGAAGAAGAAGCUUGCUGAGGAGCGGCCGAACAUCACCGGCGAUGGCUUUGAUGACGGCCACAGAAGAGUCGAGGUGGAGUCGUACAGGCGGCUCAUAAACGAGCAGGACCCACAGGCCACCAUAUUGUCCCUCCACGACGAGCUCAUGCGACUGGGCCGUCAGUGUGCGGUUUACGCCGACGCACUCGAGGAGGCGCGUGAGAACUUUGUAGAAAUGAAGCGUCUGUAUAGUGAACUGAACCAGAUACUUGCCACCUGCAGUAACUCUAAUUUGGAGUGA
Trypanosoma grayi is the source of this 342-nucleotide messenger RNA. RefSeq lists its product as hypothetical. Lineage: Eukaryota; Euglenozoa; Kinetoplastea; Trypanosomatida; Trypanosomatidae. Bases 1 to 342 code for a protein of 113 amino acids. The transcript has a single exon. The record is from RefSeq and is a predicted model, not a curated record.